UCGUCGCGCCGCAGGGCAUGAUCCGUGAAGGUCUUAGCGCGAUGAACCCAGCUGCGAGCGCGGCUUCCUGGUGGCGCGCUCACCACGCGACCCCGGCAGCCACCAGCAACGCUCAGAACGGAAUCAAGAGUGAUGAAAAGGAGCCACUCUUUCAGUUUACAUACGAGAAGCGGCCAUUUGGUCUUAACUGCGAUCACAAAGUACGCGUGAAGUGUCAGUCGGUGGAGGUGGUAUGGUGCGCGGCGGCCGCGCGGUGGGCCGCACGGUGGGGCGGUGCGGCGGGCGCGGGCGACGCGGGCCGCGCCAUGGCACACGUGCGGGACCACACGCGGGCCACGCUGCGGACACACUACGAGCGCUUGCUGCACGAGAAUCGUCUGCCGAACGAGCGUCGUUCGUGGCAAGUGGAGUUGGACAUAUCUGCGCCACAGAUCCUAUUCGUGGAAGAUCUAUGUGAGCGUGACGCGGCCGUAGUGCUUGUAGACUUUGGGCGGCUGCGGCUGCACAACGCAAACCUCUCUGAUGACGACCCAAGAACUGCGCCGUUGGAUGACGACGAAGAACGUUUUAUGACACCGUGCUCCACACCGCCGGGCAGCCUGCUGUCCCCCGCCUCCCCCCCCGACCCGCCGCACACCCCGCCCCGCCCGCUGGACGCCGCGCGACUGCACACCAGCCUGUACGACAGGUACAAGAUAGAACUGAGCGAGCUGCAGAUCCUGGUGGGUCGGGUGCGAGAUAAUUGGAAAUACGCGCACACCAAAGCCACUUCCGCGCUACAUCUACUCGACCGCUUCACAAUAUCUCUGCAGGCGGAGCGCCGCGUGCUGCAGACACACGACCCGCAGUACCCGAGCGCGGCUCUGUGUGGCUCUCUGCCAGCGCUGGUGGCGCAUCUCUCUGAACAUAAGCUCUCUGCGCUGCGUCGCGUGCUCGCAGCGUACACAGCGCAUAACGCCGCCUCCGCAUCUCCUCCCACCGCACAAACCAGAUCCGCAGAGGAUGAGGAGGAGCAAGUCCAGGACGAGGACAGCGUCGCCACGGAAAACGAGCAGUCUGAGUACUCAGUGCACAACAACGCGACAUUACUCCUGCUUCAAUUUGCUAUUGACCAACUAUCGCUAGAGGUACAAUCUCGCGGGCGCAGCAUAGCAGAGGUGCAGGUGUGCGGAGUGCGUGCAGCUGUGAGCACGCGGCCCGCAGACACGUCGCUGUCUCUGUCCGUGCACUCGCUGUUGUUGGUGGACGCGCUGCAGACAUACGGCCCGGACUUCGAGCUGCUUGUCGCCAGCCACAAGCAUGUCGGCAUGGACACAGCGUCCGGCAGUAUCCGCGGGUCGGAGCCGACGUCCCCCGUGUCCCCCACGUCCCCCGCGUCACCUGAGCCCCGCGCGGCCCCCACGCCGCUUGCACUGCAUCACGCGUUGUACAACCUGCGAUACUCCACUGAACCAGAGCCGAGACCUUUAAGUCCUUCUCCAAGCUGGGCAACUGGGGUGCAAAGCAGCAUGACGUCAAAUAACCUGACCGCCGGUUUUAACUGGGGCACCAGAGGCACCGCAAAUGUUUGGAGUGAUGGAUGGGGCUCAGAAGGCCCUGCUUGGGCCGCUCCGGGCCUCGUGGAUUCGGAGGCGCUCAUCGCCGUUGACCUGUGCAUCGUGAAAGGAGAAGCUGAUUCUGAAGAUUUGAGGAUUGCUAAUAUUUUGUUCAAUAACUUGGACGUCAUAGCUAAUCAAGAGACGAUAGUGGAACUGAUUGGGUUCGUACAACGCGUGACUGGGGGAGGCACGGGGGGUGGCGCGGGAAGCGGGGCUGGUCGAAGCGCGCCUCAGGAGAACCAGCCCACCUCUAGCUCAGCAGAUGAUAUUAUUAUGUCAGGCGCGUCUCGCACGGAGCUCACGUUCGACUUCCACCGGCUGGGCGUGCUGCUGGUGCGAGCGGGCGUGCGGGACGGCGAGCUAGUCGCACACAAGAUCGCCACGGCCACCGUCUGCGACGCCCGGAUACAGGCCACUGCACACGGGUCGCUGGUGGAGGUGAGCGGGUCGCUGGGCGGCGUGCAGGUGGUGUCUCUGUCGGAGGAGGCGGGGCUCCACUCGCGCGUGUUGUCGGCGGGCCGCCCGCCCGCACCGCUCGCGGCGCACUCGCAGCCCACCGACGAGAAGGCGCUGUACUUCACUAUAUCGAGGGACGUGCUACCGGCUGAUGAAGAUGCGGGUGAGGCGGGCGCGGAGGUCACGGGCACAGGGCGCGUGUCUGUGAGCGUGUCAGUGCGUGUGGCCAGCGUGUGGUACACGCACUCGGGCACAUUGCUCCGCGAGCUGCAGAGCUGCCUCACCGAGUUCAAGCGGUAUCUCGCCAACCUGGCGCGCUCCAUCCGCGACGCCGCGCACGACAUGGCGCUCGGUCUCGUUCAUCCCAGGGCGGAUUCCCUGUAUUCAAAUCCGAAGGUAUCCCUGUCGAUGGAGGGCGUGUCGCCGCGACGCCGCACUACUAGCCUCGCCUACUCGCUGGACGAACCCGACCGAGACCAACGCAUCGUGCUCAGCGUGAGUGUGGAGCUGGAGUCGCCGGUGGUGGUGCUGCCCCGCGCGGCGCGCAGUCCGCAGGUGUUUGUGGCGCACCUGGGCCGCAUGAGUCUGACUAACACGCCCGGCGCGCCCAACGACACUCGCUACACCGUGCGCGUGCGCGACAUCUCGCUCGUAUCUCUUGAAGUGAGUGAAGAGUUGCUGCGACAAGGGCGGGCAUCGAGUACCAACAUGCAGCAGUUGUACGAGACCUCGCGCGGCAAGCCAGUACUGCACGACACAGCCCUGCAUCUCGCCAUCACGCUGGCUGACGGCGACGUCAAGUGCUCGGUAGAAGGUGCGGUAGUGGGCGGGCUCCACGUGACCGCGAGCCGCGCGCAGUACCAGCAGCUGCUCGACACGCUGAGGUGGAUCACGGACGCGCGCGCCGCGGAACAACACGCGCCCGACACGCGGCUGCAACACGAGAGGAACAGCACGCUGUCAGAACCUGCGGUGCCUACGCUGCGGCUGGACCCUGCGGUACGUGCCGCCGUGUUAGCUGCUCCCCUCGCGCCUCCACCCGCUCCCGCCGGUCACCACACACCCUACAUAGUUGCGUUCGAGCUGGCUGACUUCACCGUGGAGCUGCUGGCAGACCUGGGAGAGGGAGAGCGUAGUCUGGUUGCCCUCACGUUCAGAGAGUUUCACCUGCGUCAUGAGCACCUGCACCCGUACGAGACCGCGUUACAGGUGUCGCUGUUCUCAAUUACGAUGGAAGAUCUGAGCAAGGAGCCGGACUCACGGCACCGCCUGCUGAUGGUAUCGCACACGGCGCCCGGCCCGCCCAAGGCUGUCUUUGUCUCCAAGUCGUGCCCAGACUUCACGCGCCAGCCCGAUGUCUAUUCCCCGAUUCCCGACGUGCCCGCACCCACUCGUGUGCCGUCGCUGCCCGCUCUCAACGUCCCCAACACACGAGAGCGUGUCCGUGAGAGACAGGAGAGUCGUUGCGGGCCGACGCCGCCGUGCUCACCUGUGUUGAGUGCCGAGGCUGAGUUUGGGCCGCCCGGGGAUUGCGGGGAAGACAACCUUGUGUGGGUCUCAGUCAUUACAAGACUCCCGCAGCAUCCGCACGAGAAAUCCAAUCAGGUCGCAAAGGAAACCAAGGUUGAGUUCAACAGCUUGAAACUGGUGCUUAGCAUUGACAGUUGGGUGGCUGUUCUCGACUUCUUCGGUGUUGUUGGGGAUGAAUCCGAAAGUGAAGAAAAAACGGAAGCCACGCACGAGAGGGAGAAUAAAACUCAGAAUUCAGGCGAUACAAAUACAAAAGACAAGGACGUUACAGACAGCGCGGAGGGGGCGGACGGGGCGGGCGGCGGCGAGGUGUCGUCGCUGUCGGUGGUGGUGCGGUCGCUGUCCGUGGUGGUGGUGGGCACGCGGGGCGAGGUGUGCCGCGCGCGCGUGGCCCGGGCCGCCGUGCGGGCGCGGCGCGGGCCGGCGGGGCGCCACGUGCGGGCGGCGCUCGGGGCGCUGGCGCUCACCGACCUGGCGCCCCGCGCGCCGCUGUGGCGGGACCGGCUGCGGACCACCACGACCAACGCGCUCACCUUACAUUACCACCGGUUACGUGAAGAAGGAGCAUCAAAAACGUGGUCGAGUCCGGAUGACUCGUGGGUGUGCGUGCGUGCCGCUGACACGGAGCCGUUUUCGUUCGGCGCGCGGCGCGGGCGAGCGGGCGGGGCGCGGGGGGCGGGGCCCGGCGGUGACGUCACGGCGCCGCUGCACCGGCUGGUGCUGCGAGUGGAGGGCUGGUCGCCGCUCGACCCCGUCUGUGUUGACCGCGUGGGGGUCUUCUUUAGACACGUUACUCACGAUGUAAGAUCACUAUAA
Leptidea sinapis is the source of this 4400-nucleotide messenger RNA. It is a transcript of the gene Vps13D, whose product is annotated as intermembrane lipid transfer protein Vps13D-like. Bases 18 to 4400 code for a protein of 1460 amino acids. NCBI's taxonomy places the organism in Eukaryota, Metazoa, Arthropoda, Insecta, Lepidoptera, Pieridae. Gene Ontology annotation, cellular component: extrinsic component of membrane. The record is from RefSeq and is a predicted model, not a curated record. Gene Ontology annotation, biological process: protein targeting to vacuole; protein retention in Golgi apparatus. The transcript has 26 exons.